ACUCUCAUUGACAUUUCAACUCCACGACGGAUCCAAAGGUAGAUAGAUUUUGAUUCGGGACCUAUAAGUUUUCUGUCGCUGUGACACGGAGGAGAGCUCCCACGGAGGAAAGGAACGACUUUAUGCGCAUAGGAUACCGGACACACACACGCCUGCUGCCUCGUAUCCGGGAUAUCCCCUCCGUCUCCGCCGAAGACCACUGGAAACUAAUUUUUCCCUCCUCUGAACUUCCCCCGAGAGAGAGAGAGAGAGAGAGACUGAUCCUGGUCGGCUUUUUUUUUCACUUUCUGUGGUGUGGAGAACUAGGCUGAAGCCUGUAGUUUGAAAAGGACUUUGACAACGAGACAGGAUGCCCCAAAAAGGGAGACAUUAAGUAGUGAAAACGGCAGAUGAUUGACUAAAUUGUUAUAGAGCGGACAGUCAACUCUGUUUCCAGAAUACCACAACCAAGCCACGUGGGAGUCUGGAGUAGCCUCAAUGAUGCAAAACAAGGUGUAUGACAUCUGUGAUGAAGGUCACAGUGGCGUAAACCAGCUUGGUGGUGUGUUUGUUAAUGGUAGACCGCUGCCGGAUUCCACCAGGCAGAAAAUAGUUGAACUUGCCCACAGUGGUGCUCGGCCCUGCGACAUCUCCAGGAUACUGCAGACCCAUGAUGAAGUCCAAGUGCUGGACAGUGAAAAGGUAUCCAACGGCUGCGUGAGCAAGAUCCUGGGCAGAUAUUAUGAAACUGGCUCCAUAAGACCGAGAGCAAUAGGCGGCAGCAAGCCCAGGGUUGCCACUCCGGAGGUGGUCGCAAAAAUCGCUCAGUACAAGCGGGAGUGUCCGUCUAUCUUCGCGUGGGAGAUCCGUGACAGACUUCUGUCGGAGGGGAUCUGCACAAACGACAACAUACCCAGCGUGUCAUCGAUAAACAGAGUCCUCCGCAACCUGGCUAGUGAAAAGCAACAGAUGGGCGCAGAUGGCAUGUAUGACAAGCUGAGAAUGCUCAACGGUCAGACAGGAACUUGGGGGACCCGGCCCGGCUGGUACCCCGGAACAUCAGUGCCAGGGCAGCCCAACCAAGAUGGUUGCCAGCAACAAGACGGUGCAGGAGAAAACACAAACUCCAUCAGCUCGAACGGAGAGGACUCAGAGGAGACACAGAUGCGUCUGCAGCUCAAGAGGAAACUACAGAGAAACCGAACUUCUUUCACACAGGAGCAGAUUGAAGCGCUGGAAAAAGAAUUUGAAAGAACCCACUAUCCAGAUGUGUUCGCACGAGAGAGACUAGCAGCGAAAAUUGACCUGCCCGAAGCAAGAAUACAAGUUUGGUUCUCAAACAGAAGAGCAAAGUGGAGGCGAGAGGAGAAGCUGCGCAACCAGCGCCGGCAGGCCAACAACUCCUCCAGUCACAUUCCCAUCAGCAGCAGCUUUAGCACCAGUGUGUACCAGGCCAUCCCACAGCCCACCACGCCGGUGUCCUUCACCUCGGGGUCAAUGCUGGGUAGACCUGACUCUGCACUUGCAAACACCUACAGUGCACUGCCCCCCAUGCCCAGCUUCACCAUGGCAAACAAUCUACCUAUGCAACCCAGCCAGACCUCCUCUUAUUCCUGCAUGCUGCCUACCAGUCCGCCUGUGAACGGGCGGAGCUACGACACAUACACGCCCCCUCAUAUGCAGGCACAUAUGAACAGCCAAUCAAUGACCACUUCUGGUACCACCUCAACAGGACUCAUCUCUCCUGGAGUGUCUGUCCCUGUCCAAGUCCCAGGCAGCGAGCCUGACAUGUCUCAGUACUGGUCAAGACUACAGUAGAGAGAAGAGCUACUUCACCCUGUAACCACCCACUCCACCAUCGCCCUCCGGCAGUGCUCCUCACACAUACACGGCACAGGAGAGUAGAGAAGGCGAGGAAGGGUUGAAUGGAGGCAAAGGACAUAAGAGGAAAGGAGGACAGAGAGAGAGAGAGAGAAAGAGAGAGAGAGAGAGAGAGACUCUGGGAGAGCUUUGGGACGUCUGGGCUUUGUUUUUUCCGGUGGGACCGUGUGCUGUUCUGUAGCUCUAGGCACAUUCAAACAAACGAGGACUUGGAAGAGAGAACAAGGAUGGAAAGACGGGAAAAAAAAAUAUGGACCUCUGUAAAGUGCCCGGUGUUAACAUUUUUAUGGAACAAAAACUUAUCUGUUUUUUUUCUAUUUCCAACUUCAGUCAUUGUUUCCUUUUUUUCUCUGGUGUGUUAGUAAAUGGCCAUUUGUAUGUUAAUAUGAAAAACCAAGAUCAAGUACUGAUAGAUGGACUGCUAGAAAACCAUGUUGGUCUUGCGUUUGUUUUUGCGAGAGGAGAGAUUCUGCCAUGACUAUCUUUUUAAUCUGCUUAUAUCGAGACUUUCUACCAGCCUUUGCAUGGUCUCUGGACGCUGUUGCAUAUCAUUAAAGACGAAAAAAGCUGGAGGGAAGACUCUUACUGUGUCAGAAAAAAAAUAAACUAUUUAUUGGUCUUAUUUCGUACGGAUGGAUAUUUAGCAGAGGAUACUGAAAAAAAAAAAACUCGAUCCACCCACUGAGGCUGUGGUCUCCCCCUCUGACUUAUUAAACACGGAUCGACAGCUCGGUGUGUGCAAAGACGACGCGACAUGCAACACAACUUGGACCUCUUGCUUCGGUGGUUGGAUUGACUCUAGAUUACCACGAAGAACAUUAAAUGUGGGGAAAACAGGUGUCAAAGAAAACCUGUAGUCUGUAAAUGGUAGACUGCGUCUUCGAUAUAAUCCAGUUUGUUUAUGUCAAAAUGUAAAGUACUUGUCUUCCCUAGAAAUCUUCCAGAAAGAUUUCUCCAAUAAAAGUUGAUUUCAUUUAUA
This is a messenger RNA of Labrus mixtus (cuckoo wrasse), 2839 nucleotides long. It is a transcript of the gene pax6b, whose product is annotated as paired box 6b. Bases 478 to 1797 code for a protein of 439 amino acids. The record is from RefSeq and is a predicted model, not a curated record. Gene Ontology annotation, molecular function: RNA polymerase II cis-regulatory region sequence-specific DNA binding; DNA-binding transcription factor activity, RNA polymerase II-specific. Gene Ontology annotation, biological process: anatomical structure development; regulation of transcription by RNA polymerase II. The transcript is spliced from 15 exons. Lineage: Eukaryota; Metazoa; Chordata; Actinopteri; Labriformes; Labridae.